AUGAAUAGGAAGAAAAAUCUCCCACCAAGUCCUCCUAAUUCUCUUCCCAUCUUUGGCCACCUCCACCUCCUUGAGAAGCCCCUCCACCAAUCUCUGGCCCGUCUCUCUACCGAGCAUGGCCCUCUUCUCUUUCUUCGCUUCGGAAUCUACCCUAUCCUCGUUGUCUCGUCUGCCUCCCUUGCCGAAGAGUGUUUGACUACCAACGACCUCGCCCUUGCCGACCGCCCUCGAUUUCCUUCAAUUUCUGCCACUACAUAUAACUACACCAGCCUCCCGUUCGCCGCCUAUGGACCUGAAUGGCGAGAGAUGCGUCGAAUUGCCACCAUCGAAGCUCUUUCGAGUCAACACCUAGCCUUCUUUGUUGACGUUCGCACUGAUGAAGUUCGGGCCCUCGCCCGACACCUUUUUCGUAACUCAGGGAGGGUGGAGCUUAAGUCAAGCUUGUUCGGGCUGACAAUGAACAUCAUGAUGAAGAUUAUAGCAGGGAGGAGAUAUUAUGUGGAGGAUGAUGAGAAAAACAAAGAGGUAUAUAAGUUUAAGGAGGUGAUAGAGAAAAUCACACUUCUUUCUGGCGCGACCAACGUGGGAGAUUUCUUGCCAGCAACGAUCAGGUGGUUUGCAUGUGGAGGAGUGAAGAGGAAGAUGAAGAAGAUUAAUAAAAAUAUGAUUGAUGCUCUGCUCUCUUUGCAGGAGAAGCAUCCAAAGCAAUAUACUGAUGUUUUCAUUAAAGCACUAGUUUUGAGCUUACUAUCUGCAGGCACAGACACUUCUUCAAAUACAAUUGAAUGGUCAAUGUCUCUUUUAUUAAACAAUCCUGAUAUAUUAGAGAAGGCAAGACAAGAGAUAGAUGAGCAAGUUGGACAUGACCACCUCCUAGAUGAAUCUGAUCUCACCAAACUUCCAUACCUUAGUUGUAUUAUCAACGAAACAUUUAGAUUAUACCCGGUUGGAGCUCUCCUACCUCACGUAGCAAGAGAGGACUGUAAAAUCGGAAGCUAUGAUGUGGACCGAGGCACAAUGGUUUUAGUAAAUGUUUACAAGAUUCAUAGAGACCCCAUACUUUGGCCAGAACCUACUAAUUUUUUUCCCGAAAGGUUUCAAAACUUAAAAGUAGAAGGGGGAAUGUUAAUGCCAUUUGGCAUAGGGAGAAGAAGUUGCCCGGGAGAGGGGCUUGCGUUGAAAGAGAUUGGUUUGGUGUUAGGAACUUUGAUUCAGUGCUUUGAGUGGAAGAGGAUUGGACUAGAAAAGGUUGACAUGACACAAGGAUCAGGCCUCAGCAUGCCAAGAGCAAAUCGUCUUGAAGCUUUUUGCAAACCACACCAAUACAUGAUCGAUGUGCUAUCUAAAAUAUAA
Messenger RNA from Phalaenopsis equestris, 1353 nucleotides. Its product is annotated as cytochrome P450 81D11-like. The coding region runs from base 1 to 1353 and encodes 450 amino acids. The transcript has 4 exons. The record is from RefSeq and is a predicted model, not a curated record. Lineage: Eukaryota; Viridiplantae; Streptophyta; Magnoliopsida; Asparagales; Orchidaceae. Gene Ontology annotation, molecular function: monooxygenase activity; iron ion binding; heme binding.